Molecule: messenger RNA, 1056 nt
Organism: Paramisgurnus dabryanus
Lineage: Eukaryota; Metazoa; Chordata; Actinopteri; Cypriniformes; Cobitidae
Source: RefSeq, a predicted model, not a curated record
UAUUUUAUGUAACUUUAAUCUUAACUCAAUAUUUCUUAUUGUUUUAGGUCAUAAAACACAAACGUGAUACUACUUUACUUGUUUCUUCUGUUGAUGGUUUAGGCAAUAUUACGUGUUAUAUUGUUUUAUAUUGUUGUGUUAAUUAUUUACACUUCUCAUACAUAUAAACAAUCCAUUUACAUUUUAGCAUUUGUUUAAUCUGACGUGGCAGAUUUUUACCUUACAAAAAUAUUCAAAUGUUAUACCAUAAGGCAUACCAUUGUUUAUUUAGAGAUGCAUCUGACAAAAUUGUACUAAUGAAGUAUAAUGCAAGUAAUAUUUAGGACCAUAUACUCAAUGUGUUCUUUGUUUCUAGUCAACAUGUUGAGAAAGAAGAGAAUUAAACCUGAACAGGAUGCCAAAGAGCAUGUGUUGUCAGGCAAAGACAAAGCCUUCAUUGAGAAACGAUACAUCAAUGCAUAUAAAGGGAGAGGUGUGUUUGCACUUAAACACAUUGAAUCAUCCACAUUUGUUGUAGAAUAUCGUGGAAUACUGUGCCAAAGUAAAUAUGUUGAUGACAUUAAAGGCAACUACUUGUUCGAUUUCACAUGGAAUGGAGCACAUUAUUGCAUAGAUGCUUCAAAAGAGGAUGGAUCGCUAGGACGACUGGUGAACGAUGAUCACAAAAAUCCAAACUGCAAAGUCAAGACGGUUGUUGUUGAGGGAAAGCAGCACCUGUGUCUAUUUAGUCUAAGAGACAUUUGUCCAGAUGAAGAAAUUACUUACAAUUAUGGGGAUUCCUCUUGGCCCUGGCGUUCAGUAGAAUUGUGUGAUGAGAUAUCGGUGGCCGUAGAUGAAUCCAUUGAGGGUCCUUCCUCAUCAAGAAAAGAGAAAGAAUUGUGUGAUGAGAUAUCGGUGGCCGUAGAUGAAUCCAUUGAGGGUCCUUCCUCAUCAGGAAAAGAGAAAGAAUUGUGUGAUGAGAUAUCGGUGGCCGUAGAUGAAUCCAUUGAGGGUCCUUCCUCAUCAAGAAAAGAGAAUGAAUUGUGUGAUGAGAUAUCGGUGGCCGUAGGAAUAUAA